Cylicostephanus goldi is the source of this 460-nucleotide messenger RNA. NCBI's taxonomy places the organism in Eukaryota, Metazoa, Nematoda, Chromadorea, Rhabditida, Strongylidae. The record is from the annotation of a GenBank genome assembly.
CAUAAUACAACCGAAUUUCUUUACAAACAAGUCUGUUUUUUUUCUAUGCAAGUUAUUUUCAAAAUUGCUGCAUAUCGCCCAGGCUUUGGAUAAUUUUACACGGUCGUGUGCUGGUUGGUGUGUUGCAACCUACGUGUUGGGAAUUGGCGAUCGUCAUAAUGAUAACAUACUUGUAACUACUGCUGGCCAUGUUUUCCACAUCGAUUUCGGGAAAUAUAUGGGUGACUGGCAGACAGCUGCUGGUUUCAGAAGGGAAAGCUACCAGACAUUCAUAGACUAUUGCUGCAAGGCGUUCAAUUAUCUUCGUCGUAAUUACAGUAUUCUUACCAAUCUACUCAAGAUAAUGGCCUGCUCUGACAUCUCUGGCAUGAAUAUCGAAUCUUUGAACUUUGUGGAGAAGAACUUGAUGCUUGAGCUGAGCGAGACUGAUGCAGUGAUACAGUUCACGCAGCUAAUAAAU